Messenger RNA from Sinocyclocheilus grahami, 888 nucleotides. RefSeq names its product centromere protein P (gene cenpp). Gene Ontology annotation, biological process: CENP-A containing chromatin assembly. NCBI's taxonomy places the organism in Eukaryota, Metazoa, Chordata, Actinopteri, Cypriniformes, Cyprinidae. The transcript is spliced from 7 exons. Gene Ontology annotation, cellular component: chromosome, centromeric region; nucleus. The record is from RefSeq and is a predicted model, not a curated record. The coding region runs from base 98 to 778 and encodes 226 amino acids.
UGGUAUGUUCCGUGUUGACGCGGGAUUUAGUUGAAUCAGUCAGAAUCGUGAAGUCGUAGUUUUCAUUUUCAGGAGUUGAUUAAAAUUGAGGAAGAUAAUGGAGCAGAAAUAUGAAGAAGAGAUCCAGAUGCUCCAGCAGGAAAUUGAAAUGCUGGAGGCUGAACAGGAGGAGACUUUACGGUCCAUUUUCAUAGAGCAUGGAGAUAGACUACAGCAUGAACUAAAGUCAGUGUUUGAGGAAAGAGGAGGAGCACAGAAACCCACUCUUUCAAAGCUGAUCACAGAAGUCAGAGAGCUGGAAAAAGACCUCAGACGUCAGACGGAAAUCAAUGGGAUUGCUCUGAAUGAGUGUUUUGUAAAGACAUUGCACAAAAGUGAAAGAAAACUUGUACAGCAGCUCAGACUUGCAGGUCACUGCAGUGUGCUUUUGUUCCAGGUUGAAUUUGCAGUGACUGAGAUUCAGGAUGAUGAUGCUCUGCUCAGGAGAGUUACAGAGGUCAAUAUCGUUGUGGAUGGUGUUGAAUUCAAAGAUUUCUCUGCAUUUGUGUCCAGAGUGGAGGACACAAAAGAUCUUCUUUUGUUCUUCAGGACCUUGAGGACGUUCUCUGAGAGAUGUGAGGAGAGGCGUCAAACGUUUCGGCACUUUCAGAUGACGCCAACAAGUCAAUCCCAAGUUCAGUCCCAUCCUUCCAAACUACCUGUCCUACAGAAACCACUUUUCGACAUCAAGUCCCUCCCUACAUACAUCUUUGAAAAUGCUGUCGCAUCAUGGAAGUAAAAUGGUUCUACCUCAUGCAUUUCUACACUUUCUGUUACGCACAUCUUAAGUUAUGAGAAUAGGACGUUCUUCUAGUUCUGUUUGGUUGUUGACUCAAUCAACAUAGCGUU